This is a messenger RNA of Closterium sp. NIES-65, 375 nucleotides long. The record is from the annotation of a GenBank genome assembly. Lineage: Eukaryota; Viridiplantae; Streptophyta; Zygnematophyceae; Desmidiales; Closteriaceae.
AUGAAGGUGAUCGGCUUGACAGGGGGUAUAGCUAGCGGGAAGAGCACUGUGUGUCAGGAGCUCAAGUCGCGGUUCGGCUUUCCUGUUAUCGACGCUGACAAGACAGCGCAUGACGUGAUGCGAAAGGACACUCCAGCUUAUUCGCAAGUGGUGAAGGAAUUCGGGCCUUCGGUCCUGACGUCAGAAGGGGAGAUAGAUCGUGACAAGCUGGGGGAGAUAGUGUUUGUCAACGCUAACAAAAGGAGGAAACUGAACAGCAUUAUGCACCCCCACAUUGCCUACGCAAUUGCACGACAGCUCUUCUCCCAUUGGUGGGCCAAUCACCCACUGGUCAUUCUAGAUGCUCCUCUGCUCUACGAGACCGGUGAGUUCUGA